AUCAAUCAAGCAUCUAUAAGUAAUUAUUUAAUGUCACACAAGAUAAAAAUAAAAAAUAAAUUAUGUAAUUACGGUGAAGUAAUAAUAUUAUUGAUUAAAAUUUGUCAUACAAGCGGAACUUUGACAGUAAAUGUGAGCGUAUUGUUAUUAAGUCUGGCUUCACCUGACGAAUCGAGUUUGAAAUACGAAGUUGAGUUUCUCUUGCAACAACAAUGGUAUGAUCCACGUCUACGAUACAGUAAUCGAUCGCGAUACGAGUUUUUAAAUGCGAUCCAUCAUCAUAAUGACAUCUGGCUGCCAGAUACCUAUUUUAUCAUGCAUGGUGACUUCAAAGAUCCUCUGAUUCCGGUACACUUCGCAUUACGGAUUUAUCGCAAUGGCACUGUCAACUAUCUGAUGCGACUCAAUAUAUUUCCGUUCGAUGACCCGCAAUGUUCGUUUGCUAUUGAGAGCAUUUCCUAUGAACAAACAGCAAUUACUUACGUGUGGAAAAAUGACGAGGCGACGUUACGAAAAAGCCCGAGCCUCACAACACUAAAUGCGUAUCUUAUUCGAAAUCAGACAAUCACGUGUCCGAUAAAAGCAAGCUGGCGUGUUUAUUUACACAAAAUUCAUGCUCAAACGGAACGCCAUAAUUGGGAAGCAGCUGGCGCACACGUGAUUGUCGACUACGAGGACGAGUUUGACGAAUUCGGAGAUUCAAAGUGUUCACUGUGCCAGCGCAGGUUUGAAGAACAAGGUAACUACAGCUGUCUGAAAGUGGAUCUUAUCUUCACAAGGGACCGUGCCUUUUACUUUACCACAGUCUUUAUUCCGGGAAUAAUACUGGUAACGAGCUCGUUCAUCACUUUUUGGCUUGAGUGGAAUGCUGUACCUGUGACUCGAGGUAAAGUUUUGGAAUAG
Molecule: messenger RNA, 903 nt
Organism: Cotesia congregata
Lineage: Eukaryota; Metazoa; Arthropoda; Insecta; Hymenoptera; Braconidae
Source: the annotation of a GenBank genome assembly